GCUGACAUGAUCCGAAAAAAUGCAGUUGAAAGUAUCUUGGCGGAACGUGAUAUUUUGAUUUCAGUUCGCAAUCCCUUUGUGGUUCGCUUCUUCUAUUCAUUCACUUGCCGAGAAAAUUUGUACCUUGUGAUGGAGUAUUUAAAUGGAGGGGAUUUAUAUUCGUUGUUGAGAAAUUUAGGCUGCUUAGAAGAAGAUGUUGCUCGUGUAUAUAUAGCAGAAGUGGUGCUUGCACUAGAAUAUUUACAUUCACUUCGUGUGGUUCAUCGUGAUUUGAAGCCAGAUAAUUUAUUAAUUGCUCAUGAUGGUCAUAUUAAGUUGACCGACUUUGGGCUCUCAAAGGUUGGUCUUAUCAACAGUACUGAUGAUUUAUCCGGCCCAGCCUUAAGUACCACAUCUCUAAUGGUGGAAGAUGAGCCCGAGUUAUCUGUGCCUGAGCAUCAGCAAGAAAGACGAAAGAAACGUUCUGCUGUUGGCACACCUGACUAUUUGGCACCAGAGAUACUAUUGGGAACAGGACAUGGUACAACUGCCGAUUGGUGGUCAGUUGGUGUGAUUUUGUUUGAACUGAUUGUUGGUAUUCCACCCUUCAAUGCAGAGCAUCCUCAGACAAUAUUCGAUAACAUUCUUAAUCGUAAAAUUCCUUGGCCUUGAGUGCCUAAUGAAAUGAGCCCAGAAGCAGCAGAUUUGAUUGAUCGGUAAGCAAAUAUCUCAGA
Humulus lupulus (European hop) is the source of this 713-nucleotide messenger RNA. RefSeq names its product probable serine/threonine protein kinase IREH1. Gene Ontology annotation, biological process: intracellular signal transduction; peptidyl-serine phosphorylation. Gene Ontology annotation, molecular function: protein serine/threonine kinase activity; ATP binding. Bases 7 to 651 code for a protein of 214 amino acids. Lineage: Eukaryota; Viridiplantae; Streptophyta; Magnoliopsida; Rosales; Cannabaceae. The transcript is spliced from 6 exons. The record is from RefSeq and is a predicted model, not a curated record.